AUGCUGUUUAUUGGACGGAUAUUCGCGGGAAUGGGCGAGGGAAUCUUCCUGUCUCCCAUCACAGUCUAUGCGGUUGAAGUGACGCCCGGAAAGGCACGCGGGAGAGUUGCAUCCCUGGUGCAGUUGGGCAUCUGUUUGGGCAUCUGCGCUGGGUACUUCAUUUGCUACGGGAGCUUGAGGAUCGAUAGUUCCUUAUCCUGGAGACUGCCAUUCGCAUGUCAGACACUUAUUGCAAGUGGAAUUUGUGUUGGCUGUCUCUUCCUCCCGCACUCGCCGAGGUGGCUUUUCCAUGUUGGCCGCAAAGAAGAGGCACUAGCAGCGCUUGAAGUUCUUGAAAUAACGAAGAAUUCAACUGAUAUCGAGAAGGAGGAGAUACUGACAUUGAUUCGUGAUGAGGAUUACUCAGACUCCAGAGGAUGGUUCAGAAAAUUGGUUGAUGACACGAAAUUGAUGUUUGAAAAAGAGACAAGAGGGAGGACAUCUCUGGGAGUGUUUAUGAGCGGAAUGCAGCAACUUACCGGAAUUGAUGGGCUUCUUUAUUAUGCUCCUGUGCUGUUUACGCAGGCGGGAUUGAGCAGCACAAAUGCUAGUUUUCUGGCGAGUGGUGUUUCGGGCUUGGUGAACGUUGUUUUUACGAUCAUUGCCCAGUUUUUCACAGACAAGUGGGGACGCCGACCGACUAUGAUAUUUGGCAAUGGUUUCUGUGCUGCGACAAUGGUCGCAAUUGGUGGUAUCUAUGCAUCUGGCGCCAACAGCACCGAGCACGGUCGAUAUGCAGUCAUUGCAUUGAUCUACCUCUUCCUGAUAGGAUUUUGUUCAACAACCGCUAUCAUGUGCAGGAUAUAUGUGACUGAAAUCCAGCCGAUCAAGACGAGAGCAGCUGCUAGUAGUCUUUCAUUAUCGGCAAACUGGAGUGUUAAUUGGGUUGUCGCGUUUACGACGCCGAUGUUCCUGGCGAGUUCAUCCUCGGGGCCAUAUUUCCUGUGGGGAGGGUCCACAUUUUUCGCAGUUUUGAUCUUUAUCUUCUUCAUGCCUGAGACGAAAGGUCGCUCUCUCGAGUCUGUCGACCAGGCAUUCGAGACAUCGCCACUCCAAGAUAUGAUAAGGAAGCUAUCUGAUAAACGCAAUAAUGCUAAUCCUGAGACGCACCAGAGCGUAGAGAGGGUAGAUGUGUAUGUUGAGGGGGAGAAGUAA
Morchella sextelata is the source of this 1194-nucleotide messenger RNA. RefSeq lists its product as uncharacterized. Gene Ontology annotation, molecular function: carbohydrate:proton symporter activity. The transcript has 4 exons. The record is from RefSeq and is a predicted model, not a curated record. The coding region runs from base 1 to 1194 and encodes 397 amino acids. Gene Ontology annotation, cellular component: membrane. Gene Ontology annotation, biological process: carbohydrate transport; transmembrane transport. Lineage: Eukaryota; Fungi; Ascomycota; Pezizomycetes; Pezizales; Morchellaceae.